Molecule: messenger RNA, 1637 nt
Organism: Patella vulgata (common limpet)
Lineage: Eukaryota; Metazoa; Mollusca; Gastropoda; Patellidae
Product: FMR1-interacting protein NUFIP1
Exons: 10
Coding region: 118-1599 (493 amino acids)
Biological process (GO): box C/D snoRNP assembly
Cellular component (GO): nucleus
Molecular function (GO): RNA binding
Source: RefSeq, a predicted model, not a curated record
UUUACUUCCGGUACCGGAGCACGUGUUUCAGAAAACGUAAACUUUAAAAGUUGAAAAUUAGUUCUACUAAGGAUAAUCGUUUUGAACUAUAUCUUGUGUCAGUGACAAAAUUGUAAAAUGAAUAAUCUACCGAACCCAUUUUCACGUCCACCUAAUUUUUUUAAUGGACAACAGGGGAUAAUGAAUCCGACAAACCCUGGUUUUGGAAGUGGACAACCACAACAAAUGAAUUUUUAUAACCAUCCAAUGAACAUGAACGGUUUUAAUAAUAACAAUGGGAGUAUGCCAGGCAGGAUGCCAUUUCCAAAUAAUCAGUUUAAUCCACAAAGUUUCAGGAAUAAUGGAUUCCGUGGUAACCGCCCUGUCAAUAAUGUCUGGUCUUCCCAGUCACCGCAGCUUCUUCAGCCACAAUUCCCACAACAACAGAAUUGCCAUCAGGCCCAGGGUAAUUUUUCUAGGCAUCUUAGUCCGGGCCAGUUUGAUCCAUCUAGGAAUCAGUUUGAGAAUAAAAGAUUCAAUAAAAAUAGAGGCCAGUUUGAUCCGUAUCAAAAUAGACCAUUCAACACUCAGAAUAAAGGACCGCAACAAAAUUACCAGAACAAGAAAAAUAAGAAAAAUAAAGUACAGGUGGAUAAGAGGGAUUUGGCAGAGAAUAAUAUGUUUUAUUGUGAUAUAUGUGAUCGUGGAUUUAAACAGGAGGACGUCUAUACAAAACAUGUUGGGGAACAUGAACAGUGUAAAGUUGAUGGCUGUCCAUAUGUUGCUGCUCCUAAAUUAGUUCGUCUUCACUUUGAUUUGCAACACAGAACUGGUUUUGCCAAAAAAAUAUGGUGUACAGAAUCAAAAGAAGAAUUGGAUGCCUGGAUUAAUGAAAGAAAAAGGAAAUAUCCCACAGCCUCGAAUAUACUGAAAAAGAAAAUGAUUUUAGAAGAAAAACAAUCCCGAGGAGAAUUGUUAGAAACUAAACAGUUUGGAAAAAUGCGGGAUAGAAAAAAGAACAGGGGGAGAAACAGAGAUAACAAUUUUAAAAGAAAAGCAGAAGAUGGAGGAGAAAAAGAAACAGAUGACAAAAAGAUAAAAACUAGUCCAAAGAAAGAUAUUAAAGACACUGAUCCACUGGGAAUGUUAAUACAAUGUAAAUCAUCAGAUACAAGUGAUCCAGAAGGUGAAGAUUCGAUGGUAUGUGAACCAACUAAUGCACUGGCAGCCAUUUUAACAUGUUAUGCUGAUUCAGAUGACUGUAAAACUGAUACAGAAAAAGACAAUAUUACAAAAGUUGCAGACACCAAGAAAACUGAAAUGGAAGCUGAGAAUAUUGAAAUUAAUGAUGAUAAAUAUCAUAGGAAGAAUAAAGAUGUAGAAACAAACGAUAAUAACAAUAACAAAGCAAAAGUAGUGAAAAAUAAACAAAAUAUAAAACAAAAUGAUGGACAUUUUGCGAAGGAUAACCCCUACAACAAACCAUCUUUAUUAGAAAUGUUAUUAGCCAAAGAAAUUCGACACGAGAGAAAUGUUAUUCUACAAUGUGUACAUUAUAUAGUCACAAAGAAUUUCUUCAGUAAAGAAGAUAAUAAAAUACAGAAUUCGGAUACACCAUAAACAAUAUAUACUGAUCAUAAACAAAUGAUUUUGUAUUU